Molecule: messenger RNA, 900 nt
Organism: Helobdella robusta
Lineage: Eukaryota; Metazoa; Annelida; Clitellata; Rhynchobdellida; Glossiphoniidae
Exons: 7
Biological process (GO): endocytosis; signal transduction; peptidyl-serine phosphorylation
Cellular component (GO): cytoplasm; nucleus; plasma membrane
Molecular function (GO): ATP binding; protein serine/threonine kinase activity
Source: RefSeq, a predicted model, not a curated record
UCACAGACUAUCCCCCAAGAUGGCGUCCUCAUGGUUGGUCCUAACUUUAGAGUUGGUAAAAAAGUCGGCAGUGGAAAUUUCGGCGAACUUCGACUUGGUAAAAAUCUUUAUACUGGUGAACAUGUAGGAAUUAAAAUGGAAGCGCAGAAAGCCAAAGUGCCACAAUUGCAUUUAGAGUAUAGGUUCUAUAAGCAACUCAAUCCAGCCGAGGGUGUUCCACUGGUGUACUACUUCGGCCCUUGUGGCAAGCACAACGCUCUCGUCAUGGAACUCCUGGGGCCCACCCUUGAAGAUCUGUUCGAAAAAUUCGACAAAAAAUUUUCCAUGAAAACUAUCGCCAUGAUCGCCAUUCAGUUGAUGACCAGGAUUGAGUAUGUCCAUUCCAAACACAUCGUGUACCGUGACAUCAAGCCGGAGAACUUCCUGGUGGGCCGGUGGUCAAACAAAAAGAUGAACAUCAUCCACAUCAUCGACUUCGGCCUAUCCAAACUCUACAUCGACCCGACCACGCAAGAGCACAUACCGUACAGAGAACACAAGAGUCUGACCGGUACCGCGCGCUACAUGAGUAUCAACACCCAUCUCGGUAUCGAACAAAGCAGACGAGACGACAUGGAGGCGAUAGGGCACAUGUUGAUGUACUUCCUGCGGGGCUCCUUACCUUGGCAGGGCCUCAAGACAGAAACCCUGAAGGAGAGGUACCAGAAGAUUGGCGAGACCAAACGUAUUACCCCUAUCGCCUCCCUCUGUCAAGGGCAUCCUGAAGAAUUCAAGAUAUAUUUAGAAAACGCCCGGGGUUUGGGUUUUGCCGAGAAACCGAACUACGAAUACUUCCGGAAUCUGUUCCGGGGACUGAUGAAAAAAAAUGGCUGGGACGUUGAUUGGGAGUUUGACUGGAUC